Messenger RNA from Pseudophryne corroboree (corroboree frog), 2583 nucleotides. Its product is annotated as cis-aconitate decarboxylase-like. Lineage: Eukaryota; Metazoa; Chordata; Amphibia; Anura; Myobatrachidae. Bases 106 to 1602 code for a protein of 498 amino acids. The transcript is spliced from 6 exons. The record is from RefSeq and is a predicted model, not a curated record. Gene Ontology annotation, molecular function: aconitate decarboxylase activity. Gene Ontology annotation, biological process: defense response. Gene Ontology annotation, cellular component: mitochondrion.
CAGCACCAGAAUAUAAGGAUGUCACACAGACAUCCCUACAACCAACACUGAAUUAUCCGGCACUGAGGAAAACACUUCACAUUUUAAAACAAACCUUCAUUCAAGAUGCUUUCUACAGCUGUUAAAAGCACAAAGAGCCUUCACCAACUAUCAAGGCACAUUCACAAGUUGGCUGCAAAAGUGGCUGUGGAAAACCAGUUAGAAGAAUCCGUCACCAACAGUUUUGCCUCAUUCAUCCAUGAGAUCCGCCCCGAUCACCUCUCUGAUAUUGUGCGGCACAGAAGUAAGCGCAUGAUCCUGGACAGCAUUGGGGUCGGACUGGUUGGCAGCACAACUCAUGUCUUCAAUAUCGUGGUGAAAUACUGCCAGGAUCUAUACUUUUCAACAUCUGGAAAUUCUGCCCUUUGUUCAGUCUAUGGACAGAAAGGUUUAAAGCUCUCUCCAACCCUGGCUGCCUAUGCCAAUGGAGUUGCUGCUCACUCCAUGGACUUUGAUGACACGUGGCACCCUGCCACACAUCCUUCUGGUGCCGUGCUUCCUGCCAUCCUGGCACUGUCACAGAUACUUUCACAAGGCAGAGAGAUCAGUGGUGAGGAACUGCUGACGGCUUUCAAUGUGGGGAUUGAAAUACAAGGAAGACUUAUGGGUUUCUCCAGCGAAGCAAAGAGCAUUCCUAAAAAAUUUCAUCCACCGUCCGUGGUUGGCACUAUGGGAAGUGCUGCAGCAUCAGCCAAACUCCUCUCAUUAGAUAAAGAUCAAUGCACUCAUGCCCUGGCAAUUGCAGCGUCCCUUGCUGGUGCUCCUAUGGCAAAUGCUGCCACCCUGGCUAAGCCCCUGCACAUUGGCAAUGCCACAAGGUUAGGUCUGGAAGCUGCUAUCCUGGCUGCUAAGGGAAUGGAGGCCAAUACUCUCAUACUUGAUGAUGUGCCCGGCUGCGCUGGGUUUAGUGCAUUUUAUGGCGAUUACCAGCCUACGUCAUUAUGUCCACCAGGAGAACAUUAUGAAUUUCUCCUUGAGAAGCAAGACAUUGCAUUCAAGUCUUUUCCUGCACAUCUAGGAAUGCACUGGGUCGCUGAUGCUGCUGUCUCAGUUAGGAAUAGAGUUGUCCAACAAUAUGGCUCAUUUGACCCAUCCACUAUUCAGUCUAUUGUUCUUAGAGUCCCAGUAUCCAAAUACAUUAACAGGCCCUAUCCAGACUCAGAGCACCAGGCUCGCCACUCUUUCCAGUUCAAUGCCUGCACCGCACUCCUGGAUGGUGAAGUCAAUGUCCAAUCCUUCCAUGAAGACACCAUGUUUCGUACAGAACUCGGGAAUCUCCUAAGCAAAGUGGUGGUGGAACAUCCUCAAGAUAAUGAAGCCAACUUUGAUAAGAUGUAUGCAGAGGUGGCUCUGCUGCUGAGAAAUGGGGAUCUGGUGACCGGGAAAUGUGACACUUUUUAUGGGCAUUGGAGAAAACCACUCAGCCGGGAAUCACUGCUGAAGAAAUUCUCCUCCAAUGCCAGACAUGUCCUGCAGGAAGACCAGGUGCAAGGUGUAAUACAGAUAGUAGACAAUCUAGAGAGUGUAAAAGACAGCUCCCUACUGCCAUUGCUACUUCAGUAACUCACAUAAGUAUUACUCUUACUCUGUUUACAACAAUCCAAAUGCGGGACAUUGGGUGAUAUUUAUUAAUCAGUGUAUAGUAUUUAUGACAGGUCUAUCUUUCUUAUCAGAUGUAUGAUACAUUAUGCUGUUAAAAUAAGUACAAUACAGAUGGAGCUGCACUCAUCUAAUGCACCUCCAUUGCAAAUGUGCACUCCCGGCAGGACUAGGUGACCAGGUGCCUAGCCCGCUAUGGGAGUGCACAGAGACACUCCCUUUGCAGUGAAUGGGGCGCGUGUGCAUCUCACACCCACACGUGUCCCAGACGAUUCACUAGGCGGGACUCGGCGGGUGUACUCUGGUGCAGACAUAGUCAUGAUUAGCUUGACUCUGUAUGUAACACACCUCUAAAAUAUUAAAAUAGUUUAAUAUACUAAAAGUACAUUACUUUGUUAUAAUAAUUUUGAAGAUUGGCAUCAUCAUCCCCUUAAUCUCUGGUUUAGAGCAGAAUAGUGGCGGAUUUUACCUAUGGCCAGCUGGAUUGCAGUCCCCCCAGGUAAAAUCUGCCAGCUGAAAUAAAUGUCAUUGAGCUAUCAGCAGUCCGUGACUCCACUGCUUACACUGUGACUGCAAGUGACGUCCUAUUGGAAGUCCUACCUGUCAGUCACAGACACUACAGACAGUCCCAUUGGGAGGUGUUUCCUCCCUCUGGGACUGCCAGACCGGGCUAAGAUUACCAGAGAGCAUUCUUACAGUAGGAAGUCACUCCCUGCCUUUCGGGCAGCCCUAUUCAGCUACUAUGGGCUGCAGCUGAUGCAGUCCAUAGAAGCCGGUGUUUUGUGCAAGCACAGUCCCAUGGCUUUCUGAGUACAUGUGCUAGUCCUGACGCCUGUCAGAGCCAUUGCACAGGUGCUGGGACCUGGCUGGUUGGGGCUGGCUCCCUCCUCUCUGGGUAUAGCAUGGGUAGUGGCAGCCUCAGAGCCGGCUCUAGGCAUAGGCAAA